Messenger RNA from Carassius auratus (goldfish), 2783 nucleotides. RefSeq names its product Krueppel-like factor 9. The transcript has 2 exons. Gene Ontology annotation, biological process: regulation of transcription by RNA polymerase II. The coding region runs from base 529 to 1140 and encodes 203 amino acids. Gene Ontology annotation, molecular function: RNA polymerase II cis-regulatory region sequence-specific DNA binding; DNA-binding transcription factor activity, RNA polymerase II-specific. Lineage: Eukaryota; Metazoa; Chordata; Actinopteri; Cypriniformes; Cyprinidae. The record is from RefSeq and is a predicted model, not a curated record.
GAGUUCCUGUUAUGUUAGUACGCCCCUCAUCCCAUAUUCAGAACACUAUUGGACCCAAGAGCCUUCAAUCUCAAGAUCUCAAGGUGAUUCCUGGUAGUGCAUUCAAAUCGUCACUCUUGGCCCCCUGUGUCCAAUCAGCAACGAGUUUUAUGAUGAAACCGUGGGAUUCCGCGAAAGAAGUUUCUUUCACAUAAGAACAGCAAACAGCGGUACAGAGAGGCACACGGAUGAGGGAAGAAGGGAAUGACAGAACGCAAAGUUCCACGCUUUCGGAUGUGGUUGAAAUUAUAUUGGGAAUAGGCACCUGCAUGCCUAUUCGAUAACUUGUGCGCAAGCGACACACGCUUUUAUUCUUCGCUUAGAACAUUAGUCAUCGCAGUCGCAUUGGGAAAAACACGUGUAGAGGUGAAGCCACGUUUUCCGGAGUCAUCUGUAUCCCGAUACGCAUAUGAUGAGAAUCCCGCGCACUAAGUUUUUCUGUUUGUAGCAGGAGACUUUUCUAUAUCCAGGACAUUUUUGGUUACUACAAUGACGGACGUAAAUACUGAAGCUAGGUCCUUGGGGCCGGUCUCAAACGGUGACCGCUCAGACAAACUAUCCGGCGACGAGGGAUCUGAAGAAAGUCAAGAGAGUCGGACUCUGUUAAUGGUCGCUAUGAUUCUACUGGACCUAAAUCAGUGUAUCCCGAGCGGCAUCAGCGGCAAAUGUAUAGUGGACAGUGAUGCGGAUAAUCAGCCCGAGGUGAAGGAAAACCGGGAGAAAUGCAGGCAGAACACGAGCAGGGUGAAAAGGACACGGAACCGUGACAGUCUACAUGUAUCCGCUGAGAAGAGACACUGCUGUCCAUAUGACGGCUGUGGGAAAAUAUACGGCAAAUCGUCCCAUCUUAAGGCGCACUUCAGAGUACACACCGGUGAGAGGCCUUUUCAGUGUACCUGGACAGGCUGCGCAAAGAAAUUCUCACGGUCGGAUGAACUGACGCGACAUUUUCGCACGCACACCGGGGAGAAGCGUUUCAUGUGCCCGCUCUGCGACAAAUGCUUUAUGCGAAGCGAUCACCUCACCAAACACGCCCGCAGACACGUCAACUUCCACCCCAGUAUGCUCCAGGGUCCCGCCGGGCGAAGAAGACACUCUUAAACGUCUACUUCCUCCUCUGGCUCCAGCGAUCACAUGUCUGCUGGUGUUUGAGCAACCAUGUGACCCCUCACUGCACUUUUUGGAUGUGUCUCUUUCUUAAGGCUCAGAUCUUGGAGCCUCUGAUUUUGAGCAGAUGAUAUGAGGUAUCCUAUGUGUUAUACUUAAUGGAGACAUACACAAUAGCCUUAAAUGGGACUGCUCAAUGGAAUGGACAGAAAUAAUCAGCUGUUGGCAGACACUAUGUAAUGCACAUUAAGUCCAAAGGUUAUUUCAAAUAUAUAUGGGGUAUUUAUAACUUAUCACAUAUCAUGAAUAUGAGAUUGAGUUCAAUACAGAGGCAGGGGAUUUAUUACACACCGACUGUGACAAAGGGAAGUAAAAAUAUAUAGUGUGUGGUGAAACCUAGACCCAUUUUAAUGAUCGCUUUAAAGUGUCCAUAUUUGCAGUGGUCCAGUUAGCAGAAGUGGAUAGGUUUUAAUAUAAUCUAUAUGAAUGUUUUCGGUUAUUGUGUGUUAUUUACAGGGAUAGCAGUUGACUAAAGUGUUGAAAAUGGUAUUUGUAUGAUAUUAAAACAGAUGAUUACUUAUGAGAAUAACUUUGCAUCCUGUGAGGUUUUUCGCACAUAAACAAGCUUUGGUGUUUUUUAAGCAACCAGUAAUUAUUUGCAUAUUCUAAUCAGUUAUGCAAAAGAAUGUAACUUAUUGAAUGAACAGCAUUGAAAAUGCUCUAUUUAGAAAACGUUUUUUUUUUUUUCAUUUAAUUUUGAAACUUUUUUUUUUUUUGAUCAGCCUUCAGCUAUUAAGUGAGUAGUUUACUGAUUAAUAAUGUAUCAUCGCCAUCUAUAGGUGCGUUAUGGGAAAACAAGGUAAGAACUGGGCCUUAAGUUUUUUUUUAUACACUGCACAACUGAAAAAGACAGAACAAAUAUUUUUUUUAUUUCUCUCACUCUCUAUGGUUUUAUUAGCAGCCUAUAUUAUUUACAAACAAUCAAUAAACAUGAAUAAUAUAUUUUAUUUGUUUUAUUUAUGGGUUUUGCAUUUUCAUCCAAGUUCCACUUGGCUUCAGAAGUCUUUGCACUGUUCAGAUGUUGACUUAUUUGAAUAUAGAUUUAGUUUAAUCUACCAUCAGCCAUUGUGCUUUAAAAGACAAACUGAAUUUUACAUGUGAAUGCAUCUGUUGGAUCUUUAUUCAAUAACAACAAUUGUAAACAUUUUUUUUUUAUUUUAUAUCAUGAUAACUGAUCAACAGAUCAAAUAUUUAGCUUUUAUUGUCACAUAGUAUCUGUGCUAAUUUUUGGUUCAUGUUCAGUAGGUUGUGAGCCUGGAUUCAAGCAGGUCAUUUGAAACAUGCUGUCACUGUACAAAUGCUCAUCCUGUGCCUUGUUUUGAGGUUAAGAACUCUUAUCUUAGACUGCAGAAUGUAAUUAGCAAGUUACUGAGAAGUACGUUGCUGUAAUUUACAAGUAUUCUCACUUGUGUGAAUGUUGUGUGAAUGCCAGUUUUGUGAUGUGUAUAUCUGUGUCUUACAGACUUUGAGCCACUACCAUUGUACAUUCUGUACUUUUACAUAAGUAUCAUUUGUGUAACAUUCAUAUUUUGGCUUUCCAGUACCUGUAAAUGAUGUAAAUAAAGGACAUGUAAUUC